AUGGGCGCCGCUCAAUCAAAUCGCUUUUCUGGUGCAUGCGUAAAAAGGGGUGCAAGUUUGAAAUGUGUGUUGUUUUGGGGUAGACCAGAAUAUGGCAAAAUUUAUCGCAACUAUUAAGGCAAUAAUCACGCGGUUGGUUUUUGCGCUGCACGGGUUUGUGGCCAUUUGGCAAGUGACCAUUUUUAAGAAAAACUAUUUUUAUUGGUAUUUGAGCUCGCCGAUUUUGUUGCUCUUUUUCGAAGGGAUAUUCACCCUCACUAUCAAGGAAAACCAAGAAUGGAAGUGGUUCUGUCCUUCUGUUUUUCUCUAUUUGGCGAGCAUUGUUCCUGCAAUCUGGCUCUUGGAGCUGGACAAAGUCGAUCGAAGAUUAAGAGUAAAGGAAGAGACGUUUAACUUGACUUCAAACACAAAUCUAAAAGAGCUAAACAGCCUAAUUGGGGUCCAAAUAAAACUGCCAGAAAUCCCCCUAAGCACGGAAACUUGGAUCACUCUAAUCGAGCAAUUUUUAAUGCUAAUUCUGAUAAUCGGGCGUUGGAUGUUGCCGAAGGGUGACUUGACACGAGACCAACUCAGUCAGUUGCUUCUAGUUUACAUUGGUACGGCGGCCGAUAUAAUAGAGUUUUUUGAUUCUUUCAAAGACGAUAAAAUCGCAUCGGAGCCGCUUCUAGUAUUGUUAACGUUAGGGAUUUGGUCUUGGAGCUUGAUGCAGUUUACUGUUGUUUUGACGGCCACAAAGUCAAGAAAAUCGCGACUUACGUCGACCGGUUCUAUAAUUAAUCAGUCCGACAGUUGCUGCACCAUCGAUGUGUGGGGAAUUGCACUCAAUAUCACGCUUCAGGACGCUCCAUUUUUGGUGUUCCGCCUUUUAUUAAUAACGCACUUCCAAAUAAUCUCCUACAUGAACGUGUUUUUCACGUGCAAGAACACCCUAGUCAUUCUUUUGCAGCUGUACAGACUCUACGUCGUCUACAGCGAGCAUGGCAAACGCCGGCGACCAAAAGACGAUUUCGAGUUGACCAACAUUUCGAUUAUUUCCAAACCCGACAUGUACGGAGGCCGGAAAAAGCACAAAGAGAGAACUAAACCGAGGAAAAAUCGGGCGAAGAAAGUCCAGUCAGAGGAGACCGAAGAUUCGAGCGAGGAAUCGUCCGAGGACAGGAAAAAAAAAAUUAAAAACUGUCGGAAGGACACGGGUUAUUCGACUGGGAGUUCCCACACCAGCGUCCGGGGUCACAAGAAGUCAAAAAGUCGGGAAAAUAAGAAACUGAAGAAACUCAAACGUUCCGACCAGGAGACCAGGGGGAAAAGGCGGCUAGAAGAAGCAUUUUCCGAGGAAAGUGAAAGCGACUUGUCGCCGGUCGAGAAAAAGGAGGAAAAACGGGCGAAGAAGACCCGAAGUUAUGAGAAAGAACCGACAAUUUCGGUGUCUACAAGCGACGCGUCAUCGGAAUGACGCCACCAAUUGGCCAUAAUGGCUAUUUUUUGCCUUUACUUAUUUAUUUUUAUAUGCUGUCUAUUUUUUAUAUAUUGCGGGAUUAAUUCCGAAGGUCUAGUCAUAGCUAAAGUUUACAAGAAGAAUAAUACUCACCACUGAAUAGUACGUGUUAGGUGUGGGUAGGAAAACUCGUAAAUAUUUAAAGAAAAAUUUAUUUUGAAUAAUAUUAAUAAC
Tribolium castaneum (red flour beetle) is the source of this 1669-nucleotide messenger RNA. RefSeq lists its product as uncharacterized. Lineage: Eukaryota; Metazoa; Arthropoda; Insecta; Coleoptera; Tenebrionidae. The coding region runs from base 92 to 1453 and encodes 453 amino acids. The record is from RefSeq and is a predicted model, not a curated record. The transcript is spliced from 7 exons.